UUUUAUACAAGAAACAGUUCCCAGUUUUUUUGGGCCAUUAUUUCCUCACCAGCCUCCUAAGAAAUUGAAUUUGAAUUUGAAUUCUUCACUUUAAUUAUUACCUUUGUGAUAAGAAUACAGAUCAUAAGUGUAAAAAGAAAAUGCCUCAGCUGCUACAUGGGAUGCUUAGAGUAACCAUAGGUGAAGUUGACAGGUUGCAAUCCGGAAUUAGUUUGGCUUUUUGUCACAAGGGCACAACACACAAGGGGAAGAGAAUUCUGGCCCAAGUCAAAGGUUGUCUCUUGUGCCGGCCUGAGAUUGUUGGAACAAGACUCUAUGCAACAGUUGAUUUAGAUAAGGCAAGGGUUGGACGAACGAGAAUGAUAGGGAACCAACCUUCAAAUCCCAAAUGGAACGAAACCUUUGAAAUUUAUUGUGCUCAUUACAUAUCAAACCUUGUAUUCACUGUCAAAGAUGAUAAUCCAAUUGGAGCAACUCUAAUUGGAAGAGCUUACAUCCCUACCCAAAAAGUUCUCAAAGGACAUAUAACUGACAGAUGGCUUGAGAUAUUAGACGAAGAAGAUCAUCGCCCUGUACCAGGUGGUCCUAAAAUUCGUGUUAGUAUGCAUUUCAUUAGUGUCACUGAGGACAGCACAUGUCUUUGGUCUCAGGGAAUACACCUGCCAUUUUUGGGAGUUCCGCGAAUAUUUUUCAACCAAAGACAGGGUUGUAGUGUAACUUUAUACCAAGAUGCUCAUGUUCCUGAUAGUAUUGAUAGUAUUUAUCCGUGGAUUCCGAUAUCUGGAACAAAAUCUUAUGUUCCUGGAAGAUGCUGGGAAGAUAUUUACAAUGCAAUUAUGGAUGCUAAACACUUUAUUUACAUAACAGGUUGGUCUGUUCAUACUGAAAUAACCUUGAUUAGGGACCCAAAAAAGUCAACAGAAACUAGAGUCACACUUGGAGAAAUGCUAAAGAGAAAAGCCGAUGAAGGUGUUAAUGUUCUUAUCCUUGUUUGGGAUGACAGAACCUCUGUUCCAGGUUUCAAGGAGGACGGUUUGAUGGGAACACAUGAUCAAGAAACUGCAUAUUACUUUAGAAACACAAAGGUACAUUGCGUUUUAUGUCCGCGUAAUCCUGAUGGUGGACGAAGCAUAGUUCAAGGUUUUCAGAUUUCAACAAUGUUUACUCAUCACCAGAAGACUAUAAUUGUUGAUGGUCAACAUGUUGAAGGUCAUCAUGUUGAUGGUCAAGAUGUAGAUGGUCAUCUUGUUGAUGGUCAUCAUGUUGAAGGAUCAAAGAAGCGAACCGUUAUCAGUUUCGUAGGCGGACUCGAUCUAUGUGAUGGGAGAUAUGAUACCAUGGAACACCCUUUGUUUUCAACAUUGAAUACAGUUCAUCAUGAUGAUUUUCAUCAGCCUAAUUUCCCAGGUGCUUCUAUUAAGAAAGGCGGUCCUAGAGAACCAUGGCAUGAUAUUCAUUGUAAGCUAGAAGGACCUGUUGCAUGGGAUGUGUUGUACAAUUUUGAGCAAAGAUGGGAAAAGCAAGUUGGGAAGAAAUUCCUAUUACCAAUUGAAUUUCUUGAUAGAAUUCUAAUCCAUCCUUCUGAUGCAAUGAUAUCGGAAAAAGAUGGAGACACUUGGAGUGUUCAGUUGUUUAGGUCCAUUGAUGGUGGUGCUGUUUCUCACUUCCCUCAAGCACCAAAUGAAGCUAUUGAAUUAGGACUUGUUAGUGGAAAAGAUAACAUCAUUGAUAGAAGCAUUCAGGAUGCCUACAUAAACGCUAUUCGACGAGCCAAAAACUUCAUCUACAUUGAAAAUCAGUAUUUCCUAGGGAGUUCUUAUGGUUGGAAAUCAUCUGAUAUAAAAGUUGAAGACAUCGGCGCUUUGCAUCUCAUACCAAAGGAACUGUCAUUGAAGAUUGUUAGUAAGAUCGAAGCGGGAGAGAGGUUUGUUGUGUAUGUGGUGAUACCAAUGUGGCCAGAAGGUAUACCUGAAAGUGCAUCAGUACAGGCGAUAUUGGACUGGCAAAGAAGGACCAUGGAGAUGAUGUAUUCUGAUAUCGCUGAUGCCAUAAAAAAGAAGAAUAUCGAAGCUCACCCUCACCCUCGUGAGUAUUUGACAUUUUAUUGCCUUGGCAAAAGGGAGAGUAAGAAAGAUGGAGAGUAUACUCCUCCAGAGGAACCAAAGCCUAACACUGACUAUCAUCGCGCACAGAAGUCGAGAAGGUUCAUGAUCUAUGUUCAUUCCAAGAUGAUGAUAGUGGAUGAUGAAUACAUACUGAUUGGUUCAGCAAACAUAAACCAAAGAUCAAUGGAUGGUGGAAGAGACACCGAGAUAGCAAUGGGAGCAUUCCAACCGCAUCAUCUAGCAUCGAUUGGGCCACAAAGACCACAAGGUCAAAUCUACGGGUUCAGAAGAGCAUUAUGGUAUGAACAUAUUGGUGGUAACAAUGAUGAUUUUGAUGAACCUGAAAGUUUGGAUUGUGUGAGACUUGUGAACCGCGUUGCUGAGAGAAACUGGAAGUUAUACUGUGACGAUACAUUGGAUGAAAGUGAAACUACUCAUCUUUUGAGGUAUCCUGUUGAAGUGGGAGAAGAUGGAAGUGUAACAUCAAUUCCAGGGAUGCAGUAUUUUCCUGAUACUAAGGCUUUGAUUGUUGGUUCGAAAUCUGAAUUGCUUCCUCCAAUUCUUACCACUUAGGUAGAUAUAGCAUAGUGGUUGAUUGGGGAAUAUUGUCAUACACCUGUUGUGCAUAAUCAUGAUGAGUGAAAAUUAUAACAACUUUCAACUUUUAUGAUGUGGUGCAAUAAAUCUAAAAUGCAAGUAUCUUGGUAAAUACUAGUAAAAAUUGAAAUUUAUGACUAAGGACUUAUUGUAUAAUGCCUCAAUCCACCAUCCA
Molecule: messenger RNA, 2877 nt
Organism: Vicia villosa (hairy vetch)
Lineage: Eukaryota; Viridiplantae; Streptophyta; Magnoliopsida; Fabales; Fabaceae
Product: phospholipase D alpha 1-like
Exons: 4
Coding region: 141-2678 (845 amino acids)
Biological process (GO): phosphatidylcholine metabolic process; phospholipid catabolic process
Cellular component (GO): plasma membrane
Molecular function (GO): calcium ion binding; D-type glycerophospholipase activity
Source: RefSeq, a predicted model, not a curated record